This is a messenger RNA of Mangifera indica (mango), 8499 nucleotides long. Its product is annotated as protein ILITYHIA. NCBI's taxonomy places the organism in Eukaryota, Viridiplantae, Streptophyta, Magnoliopsida, Sapindales, Anacardiaceae. The record is from RefSeq and is a predicted model, not a curated record. The transcript has 60 exons. Gene Ontology annotation, cellular component: cytosol. Gene Ontology annotation, biological process: cellular response to amino acid starvation; regulation of translation. Gene Ontology annotation, molecular function: protein kinase regulator activity. Bases 226 to 8115 code for a protein of 2629 amino acids.
AGAUGAUUUUCUCAGUCACUGGUGGCGCUGGCUGCUGCUGUUAAAACCCUAGUAACUGAUGCAACAGCCGAAAAGACGACGAUACUUCACGUCUCAAACUCUGCUACUUUCUAAAUUCAUCAUAAAGCUCACAAUAACUGACUCAAGUUUUCAUUUUGAUCAUCAUUUUCAUCCACUGACUCCGAUUCUCAAUUCAAUUUGAAUUCGGAUCUAUUCAUUUGGCAAAUGGCAGAUUCUUCCGACAGUCUCAUUUCCAUCGCCGCCUCUGUCACCACUUCCUCCACUAAACGCCGCCGCCGCAUCUUCCGCCAUGAACUUCCCUCUCUUCUUAAAAACAACACAGAAAUGUCUACUGAGGUUGCAUCAUCGUUGGUGGAUGUAAUUUUUACUACAGUUUCUUUAUAUGAUGAUCGUGGUUCGAGGGCAGCUGUAGAUGACAUGAUUGAAAAGAAUUUAGGUGAGGUUCUAUUUAUGAAAACUUUUGCAGCGGCUCUUGUUCAGUCCAUGGAAAAGCUCUCGAAGUUCCAAACUCAUGUGGGCUGCUACAGACUCCUCAAGUGGUCAUGUCUCCUCUUAACCAAGAGUCAAUUUGCCACUGUUUCUAAGAAUGCUUUGUGUAGAGUGGCUGCAGCACAGGCAUCCUUAAUUCAUAAUGUGAUGCAGAGAUCAUUUUUUCGUGAACGAAGAGCAUGCAAGCAGACUUUCUUUAAUUUAUUUUCUCAGGCACCAGACAUCUUCAAAAUUUACAUGGAGGAAUUAAAGGAUGCACGAAUCCCAUUCAAAGAUAGUCCUGAAUUAAUAUGGUUAUUUCUGGAGUUCUCUUUGGCAGCACAUUCUCUGUUUGAAAAAUACAAGCCGGUAUUUCUUGAUAUAUAUGUUAAAGCAGUUUUAAAUGCCAAAGAAAAGCCAAUGAAGGUUCUGAGUGAAUCAUUUCAACCACUUUUUACACAUAUGUCUCAUGAAGAUUUUCAGAGCAUUGUGCUUCCAUCUUUUGUAAAGAUGCUAAAACGCAACCCAGAAAUUGUGAUGGAAUCAGUUGGAAUCCUUCUGAAGUCUCUCAGCCUUGAUUUAAGUAAGUAUGCAAUCGAGAUCUUGUUGGUGGUAUUGUCUCAGGUUCGACAUGCAGAUGAAGGUAGAAGGGUGGGGGCUUUGACUGUAGUAGGGUGCUUGAGUCAAAAGUCUAGUAAUCCCGAUACUAUAGAAGCUAUGUUCAGUGCUAGUAAAGCGGUUAUUGAAGGCUCAGAAGGGAGACUUCAAUUUCCGUACCAGCGACUUGGCAUGAUCAAUGCACUUCAGGAAUUGUCUAAUGCUCCUGAAGGGAAAUAUCUCAAUAGUCUGUCACAUGCCAUUUGCAACUUCCUUUUAUCUUGUUACAAGAAUGAAGGAAAUGAGGAGGUAAAGCUUGCAAUUUUGUCAGCUGUGGCUUCGUGGGCAGUACGAUCUGCUGCAAAUCUUCACCCAGAUCUGGUUUCUUUUAUUGCUUCUGGCCUCAAGGAAAAAGAAGCUUUAAGAAGGGGGCAUCUUCGAUGUGUAAGAGUCAUAUGCAAAAACAAUGAUGCUAUUUUGCCGAUAUCAUCAUUGCUGGGGCCACUCAUUCAACUUGUCAAAACGGGUUUUACUAAAGCAGUGCAGCGUUUGGAUGGUAUUUAUGCUUUUCUCAUAGUGGGGAAGAUUGCAGCUGCUGAUAUCAAAGCAGAGGAAACUAUAACAAAGGAAAAGAUAUGGUCUUUGAUAUCACAAAAUGAAGCCUCGCUCGUGCCUACUUCAAUGGUUUCAAAAUUUUCAGUUGAGGAUUGCAUGGCAUGUCUUGAUCUUCUUGAGGUGUUACUGGUGGAACAUUCACACAGAGUGUUGGAAACUUUCUCUGCAAAAUUACUGUUACAGCUAAUGCUCCUUUUCAUAUGCCAUCCAAGUUGGGAUGUCCGAAAGAUGGCGCAUGAUGUUACCAGAAAGAUAAUUGCUACAACUCCACAGUUAUCUGAAGCUCUUCUAAUCGAAUUUUCAAAUUUUCUUUCAAUAGUUGGGGAGAAAAUUAUUAUUGCAAAAACAAGUGACACAGAUAAUUCAUUGGAUACACAAGUUCCAUUCCUUCCAUCUGUUGAGGUUUUGGUGAAGGCGUUACUGGUCAUAUCCCCAGUGGCUCUGUCUGCAGCUCCUGGUGUCUCUUCACUUGUUAUAUUCUGCUCUCAUCAUCCGUGCCUUGUUGGCACUGCAAAAAAAGAUGCAAUUUGGAAGAGGCUCCAUAAAUGUUUGCAAACACUUGGGUUUAAUGUCAUUGAUAUUGUUUCUGCUCAUGUUGGGAAUUUGUGCAGGGAUCUACUUGGAUCAAUGGGGUUGAUGAGUCCCAGUCCCUUUGAACAACGAGCUGCAAUAUAUUCUUUAUCAACUUUGAUGUCUAUAACACCUAAAGACACUUAUGUAGAAUUUGAGAAGCAUCUGAGAAAUCUUCCUGACUUUUAUUUGCAUGAUAGUCUUUCAGAGCAGGACAUUCAGGUUUUCCAUACUCCCGAGGGAAUGCUUUCGACUGAGAUAGGUGUUUAUGUUGCAGAAGCUGUUUCUGCUAAGAACACUAAACAAGCAAAGGGUCGCUACCGGUUAUAUGAAGACCAAGAUGGCAUGGACCAAAAUUCUAAUCAUUCUACAAAGAGAGAAUCAGCUAGUAGAGAAUUGGCUGGUAUGGGUAAAAAGGAUACAGGGAAGUCAAUGAAAAAAAGUGAUAAAGGGAAAACAGCAAAAGAGGAGGCACGGGAUUUGUUGCUUAAGGAGGAGGCAUCUAUACGUGAGAAAGUCCUAGAAAUACAGAAGAAUUUAUCGUCGAUUCUGAUGGCACUUGGGGAGAUGGCCAUUGCCAAUCCUGUGUUUGCACACAGUCAAUUGCCUAGUCUGGUUAAGUUUGUUGAUCCUUUGCUAAGGUCGCCAAUAGUAAGUGAUGCAGCCUAUGAAGCCUUAGUGAAGCUCUGUAGAUGCACAGCUAUGCCUCUUUGUAAUUGGGCACUUGAUAUUGCUACUGCUUUACGUCUCAUUGUGACUGAGGAAGUUCGCAUUCAUUUAGAUCUUGUUGCAUUGGUGGGUGAAGGGGAAGUCAAUGAGAAACCAUUAUUGGGUCUCUUUGAAAGGAUAGUAAAUGGAUUAAUUGCAUCAUGUAAAUCUGGGCCUCUUCCUGUAGACUCCUUUACUUUUAUCUUCCCGAUAGUGGAGCGAAUUUUAUUAUCAUCCAGGAAGACAGGACUUCAUGAUGAUGUACUUCAGAUUAUUUACAUGCAUAUGGAUCCUCUUUUGCCCAUUCCUAGGCUUCGGAUGAUAUCAGUGCUUUAUCAUGUUCUAGGUGUUGUACCUGCAUAUCAAGCAUCUGUUGGAUCAGCACUGAAUGAACUUUGUCUGGGUCUACAACCAGAUGAAGUGGCAGCUGCUCUAUAUGGAGUGUAUGCGAAAGAUGUUCAUGUGAGAAUGGCCUGCUUAAAUGCAGUUAAGUGUAUUCCAGCUGUGUCGAGCCGUUCUCUUCCUCAAAAUGUUGAGGUUUCAACAAGCAUAUGGCUUUCUCUCCAUGACCCAGAAAAGUCAGUUGCAGAAGCAGCAGAGGAUAUAUGGGACCGCUAUGGGUAUGAAUUUGGAACUGAUUAUUCAGGACUUUUCAAAGCACUUUCACAUAUUAAUCAAAAUGUCCGCAAGGCUGCUGCGGAGGCAUUAGCUGCUGCUUUGGAUGAAUAUCCAGAUUCUAUACAGGAAUCACUUUCAACAUUAUUUUCUUUGUACAUCCGUGAUGCUGGUUUAGGUGAGAACAACAUUGAUUCUGGUUGGCUAGGCAGACAAGGCAUAGCUCUGGCCUUACAUUCUGCUGCUGAUGUUUUGAGAACAAAAGACCUUCCUGUUGUUGUGACAUUCCUGAUAUCACGAGCUCUUGCUGAUCCUAAUGUGGAUGUUCGAGGAAGGAUGCUUGUUGCUGGUAUCUUGAUUAUUGAUAAGCACGGGAAGGAUAAUGUUUCUUUGUUAUUUCCAAUCUUUGAAAACUACUUAAACAAGAAGGCAUCAGAUGAAGAAAAAUAUGAUCUGGUUCGCGAGGGUGUAGUAAUUUUUACUGGAGCCCUAGCAAAACAUUUGGAAAAGGACGAUCCUAAAGUUCAUGCUGUUGUAGAGAAGUUGUUGGAUGUAUUAAACACUCCAUCAGAAGCUGUUCAGCGUGCAGUCUCGUCAUGUCUGUCUCCAUUAAUGCAAUCAAUGCAAGAUGAUGCACCAGCACUUGUUUCUAGGCUGUUGGAUCAGCUAAUGAAAAGCGACAAAUAUGGAGAACGUCGUGGAGCAGCAUUUGGACUUGCUGGAGUGGUUAAGGGAUUAGGACUUUCUUCCCUGAAGAAGUAUGGCAUUGUGGCUAUACUAAGGGAAGGUUUUGCAGACAGGACUUCUGCGAAACGUCGUGAAGGAUCUUUACUGGCUUUUGAGUGCCUUUGUGAAACGCUUGGGAAAUUGUUUGAACCUUAUGUGAUCCAAAUGCUACCAUUGCUUUUGGUUUCUUUCUCCGAUCAAGUUGUUGCUGUUCGUGAAGCUGCUGAUAGUGCUGCUCGUGCAAUGAUGUCUCAACUUAGUGCCCAGGGGGUGAAGCUUGUCCUGCCGUCACUAUUAAAGGGUCUUGAAGACAAGGCUUGGCGCACAAAACAAAGCAGUGUACAACUACUUGGUGCGAUGGCUUACUGUGCUCCUCAACAACUAUCUCAGUGCCUUCCAAAGAUCGUGCCGAAAUUGACUGAGGUUUUAACAGAUACACAUCCCAAAGUCCAGUCAGCUGGGCAGACCGCGCUUCAGCAGGUUGGGAGCGUGAUAAAAAAUCCUGAAAUUGCUUCUCUUGUCCCUACUCUUUUGAUGGGUCUUACAGACCCCAAUGACCACACAAAAUAUUCUCUUGAUAUACUCCUUCAAACAACUUUUGUUAAUUCAGUAGAUGCACCUUCUCUUGCUCUAUUGGUGCCUAUUGUACAUAGAGGUCUAAGGGAGAGAAGCGCUGAAACCAAGAAGAAAGCUGCACAAAUAGUUGGAAAUAUGUGUUCAUUGGUUACUGAACCAAAGGAUAUGAUUCCCUAUAUAGGUUUGCUCCUUCCUGAAGUGAAAAAGGUGCUUGUGGAUCCGAUUCCAGAAGUCAGAUCUGUUGCAGCGAGGGCCCUUGGAUCCCUUAUAAGAGGAAUGGGAGAAGAAAACUUCCCAGAUCUUGUACCAUGGUUGUUAGAUACUCUAAAAUCUGACAAUAGUAAUGUUGAGCGCUCUGGAGCUGCUCAAGGCCUGAGUGAGGUGUUGGCUGCACUCGGCACCAUAUACUUUGAGCAUAUUCUUCCAGAUAUUAUACGAAAUUGCUCCCAUCAGAGAGCUUCUGUACGUGAUGGAUAUCUAACUCUUUUCAAGUAUCUGCCAAGAUCGCUAGGUGUACAAUUCCAGAACUACUUGCAGCAAGUGCUGCCUGCAAUCUUAGAUGGUCUUGCCGAUGAGAAUGAAUCUGUGCGUGAUGCAGCAUUGGGUGCCGGACAUGUCCUUGUGGAGCACUAUGCGACAACGUCAUUACCUUUGCUCCUUCCAGCUGUAGAGGAUGGUAUUUUCAAUGAUAGUUGGCGUAUCCGACAAAGCUCUGUGGAACUCUUGGGAGAUCUCUUAUUUAAGGUUGCUGGGACUUCUGGAAAAGCUUUACUUGAGGGUGGCAGUGAUGAUGAAGGUUCGAGUACUGAAGCACAUGGACGUGCUAUCAUCGAGGUGCUUGGAAGGGAUAAGCGUAAUGAAGUUCUUGCUGCUCUGUAUAUGGUUCGAACUGAUGUCAGUCUUUCAGUGCGUCAGGCUGCAUUACACGUAUGGAAAACUAUUGUGGCGAAUACUCCAAAAACUCUCAAGGAGAUAAUGCCAGUUUUGAUGAAUACGCUCAUUUCUUCUCUUGCAUCCUCAUCCUCUGAGAGGCGGCAGGUUGCUGGACGAUCUUUGGGAGAGCUUGUUAGGAAGCUUGGAGAAAGAGUACUUCCUUUGAUUAUACCAAUUCUAUCCCGAGGGCUGAAGGACCCUGAUGCUACCAGAAGACAAGGGGUAUGCAUCGGUCUGAGUGAAGUGAUGGCCAGUGCUGGUAAGAGUCAGUUGUUAAGUUUCAUGGAUGACCUCAUACCUACUAUCAGGACAGCCCUAUGUGAUAGCGAACCUGAGGUCCGUGAGUCGGCAGGCUUAGCAUUUAGCACUCUUUUCAAGAGUGCUGGUAUGCAAGCAAUUGAUGAAAUAGUCCCAACUCUUCUACAUGCUUUGGAGGAUGAUGAAAGCUCUGAUACUGCCUUAGAUGGCCUGAAGCAAAUAUUAAGUGUCAGGACUGCUGCUGUUUUACCUCAUAUUUUGCCCAAGCUUGCCCAUCCUCCGUUAUCAGCCUUUAAUGCACAUGCUCUUGGAGCGUUGGCAGAGGUUGCUGGUCCUGGCCUUAAUUUUCAUCUUGGCACUAUUCUUCCUGCUUUACUCUCUGCUAUGGGUGGUGAUGAUUUGGAGGUUCAAGCUUUGGCCAAAGAAGCUGCGGAGACAGUAACCUUGGUUAUAGAUGAGGAAGGUAUUGAAUCUUUGAUAUCAGAGCUUCUUAAAGGUGUUGGGGACAGUCAGGCUUCUAUUAGAAGAAGUUCUGCAUAUCUGAUAGGAUACUUCUUCAAAAACAGCAAAUUAUAUUUGGUUGAUGAAGCUCCAAACAUGAUAUCUACAUUAAUUAUUUUGCUUAGUGAUCCAGACUCAGCUACUGUUGGGGUCGCAUGGGAGGCUUUGUCAAGGCUUGUUGGCUCAGUUCCGAAGGAGGUGCUGCCUUCAUAUAUAAAACUAGUGCGUGAUGCUAUAUCUACAUCCAGAGAUAAAGAGCGCAGGAAAAAGAAGGGAGGACAAAUUCUCAUUCCUGGAUUCUGUCUCCCAAAAGCUCUUCAGCCAUUGCUUCCAAUAUUUCUUCAAGGUCUAAUAAGUGGGUCUGCUGAAUUAAGAGAGCAGGCAGCACUGGGUCUUGGGGAGCUUAUUGAAGUGACUAGUGAACCAGCACUGAAGGAGUUUGUUAUUCCUAUAACAGGGCCUCUCAUCCGAAUUAUUGGUGAUCGGUUCCCCUGGCAGGUGAAGAGUGCCAUUUUGUCUACCUUGACCAUCAUAAUAAGAAAGGGUGGGAUGGCGCUGAAACCUUUUCUUCCCCAGCUUCAAACAACAUUUAUCAAGUGUUUACAGGAUAAUACCAGGACUGUGCGUUCAAGUGCUGCUCUUGCACUUGGUAAGCUUAGUGCUCUGAGUACCAGGGUUGAUCCUUUAGUUGGUGACCUUCUGACAAGUUUGCAGGCAUCAGAGGCUGGGAUUAGAGAGACCAUUUUGACUGCUUUAAAAGGUGUACUGAAGCAUGCUGGGAAGAUUGUGAGCGGUACUGUUAGAUCUCGUGUUUAUGUUAUCCUGAAGGAUUUAAUUUAUCACGAUGAUGACCAAGUUCGAAUAUCUGCUGCAAGCAUUUUGGGAAUCAUGUCACAGUACAUGGAAGAUGCUGAGCUGGCUGACCUCAUUCAGGAACUCUUAAAUUUAGCAUCUUCUCCUGGCUGGGCUCCUAGACAUGGCUCUGUACUUGCAUUCUCUGCCUUGCUCAGGCACAAUCCUUCUGCAAUAUUUAUGUCUCCAAAAUUCCCAUCAAUUAUUGACUGUCUCAAAAGCUCCAUGAAAGAUGAAAAGUUUCCACUACGUGAAGCUUCAACCAAGGCAUUAGGGAGGCUUUUGCUUCAUCAAAUUCAAAGUAACCCUUCUAACUCAGUGGCAAUUGCGGAUAUUCUUUCAUCAGUAGUGUCAGCAUUGCAGGAUGACUCCAGUGAAGUUCGUCGAAGGGCAUUGUCUACUCUAAAAUCUGUUGCAAAAGCAAAUCCAUCAGUAGUGACAGUGAAUGUCACAAUAUUCGGUCCUGCACUUGCUGAAUGUUUGAAGGAUGGAAGUACUCCAGUGAGACUGGCUGCUGAAAGAUGUGCCUUGCAUGCCUUUCGGUUGACAAAGGGGGCAGAAUAUGUUCAAGCUGCCCAAAAAUUUAUUACAGGUUUGGAUGCCAGACGUUUAUCAAAAUUUUCCGAGUACAGUGAUGACAGCGAGGACAGUGAAGAUGACUUGGCAAGUGGCUGAGAAUGUUGGUUGUCACCAAUCCAUUUUAAUUCCGAAGUUCUUCAAGAGUCAACAGAAAAUCUGAUGAUAGGAAAGUCUAUGGCCGAAUUUCUACUGCAUCUGUGGUUGUUGAUAGAAGAUAACACAUAUACACACAGACAUCCGAAGAGAGGUCCAUACCCAAAAUUUCCUCAUCUGAAUUUUGUUAAUUUGUCGUUUGUAAUUGGUAACCAAUCAGCCAAUAGGGCUAUCAUAAACUGGUCUGAAGACCAUAUAUAUAUAUAUCUCCUCUGCACUUUUUCGUUUCAAUUUUGUCAAAUUUUGUAUGAAUGUUGUCAACUCCUGAUGGAAAUAGGAAGCUGUUUUGUAAAGCUUUUAUUUAUAAUGAGAAAACGAAUUGUCACA